ACAAAUCAAAGCGCAAGAGAUGAACCAAUUGGUUGGGAGAAAUGGCGGGAGGCAGCAGCUGAAGGGUCCGAAGCCGCCGCCGGUGAACACCAACACCAGUACUCAUGAUCAUCAGCAGCAGCAGCACCGGCGGCGAGCCGGCGGCCCGGUGAUAGUGUACGUGAAGUCGCCGGACGUGAUUCACGUCCGCCCCGAGGAGUUCAUGGGGCUCGUCCAGAGCCUCACCGGUAAGCGAGAUGACGCCGGCCCCACUAAUGGUCCCGCCGAGGUCCUCCCUUGUGCAAUAAUGCCGGCGCCGGCGGUUGAUGAUGACAUGGGUUUCGGCCACCGGCCGGAGAGGAUGCUGGACGAGGAGGAAUGGACGGGCGAUCAGGCGCCGUGCAAUCGUAGUAAUUACUACAUGAGUGGAAGUGGGAACGAUGUUAAUUACUCUGAGAAUUGGGAAGGAUUCGACUAUUAUUCGUAAUCCCCAAUCGAUCGAUUUGUGAACUUUGAGUAUAAUGUAAAAUGUGGGGUACAAUGGUUUCAACAAAUGGGAUUCAUUUGAUGUCUUUUUGAUAGAUUUUUUACAAAAAUCUCAAUUAUGUUUAAAUUUCUGGUGGAUCGGGCCGUCCUUCUUCUUCUUCCGACAAUCCGCUACGUUGUGGUUUUUUUUUCAAUCACGUUUUAGUAUGUAGUUAAAUUUAUUUGGUUCGAAUAUCAGGAUCAUAUUUCUCUAUGGUCGCUCACAACCACUUACUCAUAUGGCGAGGGACGCGUGUCUUUGGUUUAGAAAACGCAACUUUGAAGAUUGAGGACUUGAGAUGCCUCAGGGGUUGAAGUUCUCCUUGGUUUUAUAAAAUCUAAAUUAAAAGCAAUGCGAAAAGGAAAAGCUAACUACUGGCGAGUGGAGGAAAGCAAGAAGGACGAGGAGUUAGACAGGGAAGCUCCCACUAUAGUUUCUUAGACUCGUACGUCGAUCCUAACAACAUAAGAGUUGUUUGAUCUCUGUUAGGUUUACUUCUACCAUGUGUUGCCACAAAUGUCCGAUUUAGCAGGCAACGAUAUGUACCUUAUGUAUUUCUUCAUUGAGGAAGUCAAUGCAGUCUCAUUAAUUGACGAUCGAUCAUGGGGGGAUCAUCGUGUCAAGUCCAAUCUUACCCACGAAAUCGGGUUUGAGAAUAUGUGACCUUUGAAGUCAGACAUCGUCUUAAGCACACAAUCAAUUCAACAAUAAACCAAACACAAGAACAAAGCAGAAAGAAAAGGAAUCAAAUCAUCACAUAUAUGCCAAAAUCAAAUGAUACAUAGUCUAGAACCUAUAGGAUUCGCCAUCUACGUAACUAAGGAAACUAGUCGACCAUGUGGACAAGAUCAAAAGGAUACAUCAGUUGAAACAAGAAUCUCAAGGACCUCUCAAAAUCUGCAUCUAGAAAAGAGAUUUCGUGAAUUAGGCCAUUGAUUUUGGAGCCAAUUUUCCUCUUGUAAUUGGCUUUGCUCUAAGUCGCGCGAGCUUUCGACAGAGUAAUGGCCUUUUAAUGCCUCCUAUCACUGGCUACCAAACUCCCCCCCCCCCCCCCCCUUAGAAAUCCAUUUAUAGACGUUUUAGCUAUUAGGCUUUUGGGGGGAAAGAGGACGGUCAUCUAACGCGUUUCUGAGUCCCUACUAGCCUCCUCCAGCUUGGCCACCAAUAAAGUUAUAGUUUCUGAAGGAUCUGAUGUUUUUUCGACGAACCUCAAAAUGGCGGCCCAAGGGUUAUUUUGGUGAUUAGGCUACUGAAUCUAGUGUCGUUUCUAUCCUCUUUUCAUUUCUCGCUCCUGGCUCCUAGUAAUGGAGUCUUGAAGCCCCCAACACAUACAAAGUGGUCCCUGAACUCCUCGAUUACCUACAAUUAUAUAACAAAACCCAAUUCUAGUACCACUAGGUUGAUAUGCCCUGGAAAAAAACUUAACACUAUCAAGAGUGCAUCAAAUUGAUAAAAGCAAGCUUGAUGCUACUAGAGUACUCUUUGAGUGAUCAUGUAGCAAAUUCAAGAUAUUAUGACAAUGAAUAUAUGAAACUCAUGAAGUUCUGGUCAUGAUAUGGGGGUCUAAAAGAGUACUUUUCACUUAUCAUCAAAUAACCCCCACAAUGAAACUUCGCUUGUCCU
Molecule: messenger RNA, 2128 nt
Organism: Linum trigynum
Lineage: Eukaryota; Viridiplantae; Streptophyta; Magnoliopsida; Malpighiales; Linaceae
Source: the annotation of a GenBank genome assembly